AUGCUGCUGGUCCUGCUCCUGGCAGGCUUGGCCUGGCAGAAUGUGCCUGGGCAUGGUGAGGUGGUGACCUCUUUCAAAGAUGCCUGCCCCCAGUUCUUCUUCAGAGAAACUCCUCCGAGUAUUGGGCUGGAGCCCCCAUGCCCAGCUCGGAUUUGCCAGCGUUAUAAAAACCAGUAUCGUUUCGCCACCCUGUACGACAGAGACAAUCGCAUCCCGGUGUACUCGGCCUACAUCUACAACCCUGGGACGGCGAAGAGGCCAAGCACGUGGACGGUAGAACCUCAGCUCAUUGAUUUGACAUUUCAACCUGACAUGGAAACGGAAUGGACCUUCCUGCAGAAACAUAGCGCCCAUGAGGAAGCUCUUGAGGGCAGCCAGGCUGUUUUGCGAGAUUACAAAAACCUUUCCGGUUUCAACAGGGGCCACCUGAACCCCAACAGCCACCAGCCUGACCUGGAUGCCAAAUCAUCUACAUUCACCUUGACCAACAUUGUGCCACAACACAUAAACCUCAAUGGUGGGGCCUGGAACAACUAUGAACAAUCAACAAUGGCAAGCAAGACCGAGGGAUGCAAGGAAACAUUUGCUGUGGUGGGUGCGGUGCCAGGAAACAACUUCAUCGCCAAAGGGAGGGUCAACAAGCCCAGCCAUGUAUGGUCUGCAGCCUGUUGUGUCAUAGACAACAAUCACCUGAGAUCUUGGGCCAUUAUUGCCAGGAAUGAUGAGAACGUGGUGCUCACUCUCACUUUGGGGGAGCUCGAGAGAAAGCUUGCAGAGUUGUAUAAUCGGAAUGACAUCUUUCUGUUUGAUAGUGACUGUCCCCGGGAAUAAAACAUUGUCCACAC
Messenger RNA from Rhineura floridana, 845 nucleotides. RefSeq names its product endonuclease domain-containing 1 protein-like. Lineage: Eukaryota; Metazoa; Chordata; Lepidosauria; Squamata; Rhineuridae. The record is from RefSeq and is a predicted model, not a curated record. The transcript is spliced from 2 exons. Bases 1 to 831 code for a protein of 276 amino acids. Gene Ontology annotation, molecular function: metal ion binding; hydrolase activity; nucleic acid binding.